Molecule: messenger RNA, 2700 nt
Organism: Sclerotinia trifoliorum
Lineage: Eukaryota; Fungi; Ascomycota; Leotiomycetes; Helotiales; Sclerotiniaceae
Source: the annotation of a GenBank genome assembly
GUAUAUUUUCUUGAAGAAUAACAAACAUCACUAUGGCGCCAAAUCUUUGUGAAACAUGUCAAAAGUUCAAUCUUCGCAAACUCUUCCUGGAUUCCGCCGCACAAAACGCGACGUCGACCAGGGGUGCUAUAAGUGGAUAUCAAAACAUCGACCUGCAGGUACGACCCGGCAUACCGGAAUUUCACAAACACCAUAGCAGCACCGCUGCUUUAAAGACGUCCUCGGAAUUGGGAUGUGAAUUUUGUAGCUUGAUAUGGAAAACCAAGCCGAAGAAAGAGCAAGAUGUCAUUGUUGAUCAUUGGCUCGAUGAGACUGGUCAAGGCCAGAUUUUCGUUGGGACGGGAAGUUCUAGUGUCGCAAAACGUGAAAGUCCAUAUAUUGUAGUGUCCCAGAGGCCUGCAAACAGUUUUCCACGGAACCUAUGUAAUUUUGAGGUUUUUGCAGCUGCAGGUAGGCUUGAUUUGAGUUUAAAAUUGUUUUGAUUGUUUGAAGGUUACUGAAUUGUUUAUAUCAGACAGCAUUGCACGUCAGGAAAGCUCUUUUAUUGGAAGGCCAAUAUCUGCUCAAUCUGAUUCUGCUGAGUGCUACAGACUGGCUAAGGAAUGGUUGAGGAUUUGCUCAAAAGAUCAUCAGGAUUGUGGCCCCAUCAAAACUCGAUGUCCUACACGCCUCAUCAAUGUAGGCUCUACAGACUCUAAUCCGUUUCUGGACGACAAUCCCGAUCGUGGUGACUGCGAAUGGGUAGCACUUAGCUAUUUGUGGGGUGGAAAUGGUUACCUGAAAUUGGAAGAGCCAACGUAUCAAAGCCUCAAGAGUGGUAUUCCCGUAGAAGACUUCCCGGCUACUCUGCGAGAUGGGGUUUUGACCACACGAGAAAUUGGUCUAAAAUACGUUUGGAUCGAUGCUUUGUGCAUCCGUCAAGACAGCAAAGAUGAUUGGAAGGCCGAGGCAGGGCGCAUGAGAGAUAUCUACGCAGGUGCGACACUCACAAUCGUCGCUGCGAAUUCCAAUUCGACAAGCGCCGGAAUACAUUUUCCUCGUCCAGAAAAUGUUUGCGGAGCUGCACAAUGUUCAUUACCUUGGGAUUCUGAAACAAGCGUCUCACUUCGCUUGGUGUCCCAUAUAUCUCGUCAGGAUGCUAAGUCUAGUUCGUGGUACACUCGGGGAUGGACAUUCCAAGAAGGGUUGUUGUCACCACGAGUAUUAUCGUAUGGCAGAGAUCAGAUGAUAUGGGAAUGUGCAUAUCGUACUGAGGAUGAAAGUGGCCGUGUCGGGCUUUUGGACCAAAAAUACGACAGCAAAGAUCUUUUACACAAGUUACGAAAGAAGCAAGCAAAUAGAAUGAGUCGCGCCAUGCAAUCUUUGACUUUGCAAACCUACACAUUUCUUUCCGAAGUUGACAAUCAAAGAGCCAAAUUAGGCUUUCCUCCUAAAAGAAUUUCGACCAGCGGAGUCAAUAUACAAGAAAGCUGGGGCAUGGAUCCAUAUGUGAGAUGGUCUGAAAUGGUUGAACAAUUCUCAAUCAGGGAUUUGACAUUUAAGUCAGAUGUUUUACCUGCUCUCGCUGGUAUUGCGCGUGAAGUUUCGAUGAUUACAAAAGAUACCUACCUUGCUGGGAUGUGGAAAUCCUACAUACUUGCCACUCUACUUUGGAGCAGACAAGCAUUGAGGAGAUAUACCAGAAUAUCCGGGACCGAAAUUGACCUCCAAUUCUAUACACAUAUUGAUUGGAAGAAACGUGAGACUUAUUUAGCUCCUUCGUGGUCCUGGGCAAGCCUCAAUGCCGGAAGAGCACUAUUGCAUCCGUACCCAUUCGCGGAUGCUACCGUACAUCACUUAGCUGCCUUGGUCGACGUUCAACUUCAUCAUUCAGGAACGGAUAUAUUUGGCCCCCUUGAGCCAGGUAGUGCGUUAAUCAUGAAAGGAAUUUUAUUUCCAAUCCACAACUUGGCGAAAAAUUACUGGAGAUUUUCUGACCCUCCUGAGCCGCUUCCAAAAUUUCGCGAGAGAUUUGGUACCGACAGCCUUGAAAGUAUUCAUUCCGAGACAUGGCCUGCACUGAAAGAGUACAUCCAAGAAUGGAUAAACGACGCUGGCCAUGCGAGUUUCGAAUUCGAACAGCAACAUAUUCCACAUUCAAACCAAAAAUUCGGUGCAUUCCUCCUUGCUCACAUCGAAGGCGUUGCUGAUGGAGUAGAUAGUAGUUUCCCCCUAGUCAGUAAUCUAGCAUUUCUUCUCGUCGAAUCGACAGGAAAUGUUGGCAACGAGUACCGCAGAGUCGGUGCUAUGAAUAUUCAUCGAUCUAACGUAUAUUCAAGUACCAGCGAAGCCAUCAAGACAUUUUCUGAGGCAAAAAAGGCGGAAAAAAGAGGCGAAUAUUCCUGGACAGUAGCAUCUGUCUCUCCAAUGGAUGAACUCAUCACAAAGUUAUGGCAAGAAAAGCCAAAAGAAUUCCCAAACCGAACGACGAUCCGUUUGGUAUGAAGAAUUGGUUUCCCCAGUUGUCUUCCCAAAUCAUCUUUUCCAGAUCCCUUCUAGGUCGCCUAAAACCAAGUAAGCGAGCGCUAUUGAUAGUUUCCCAGGAUAUUAAUUAAUUGUGGCAAUGCUACGGCACGAGACUCUAGGAUACUAUGGAUACUAUGGAUACCCCCGAAUAGAUAACCCCAGUCGGAUGAAUACAAUGGAGAUCUAUAAUACUAG